AGCAGGGAUAACAGGGUCAUUACAGCAAAGCCCGGAGCGGAUAACAUUCGGUUUGGAUAGCCCCUUUCGUCGAGUCCCAGAAACGGGUCCUCACAAGUCACAACUCCAGCUCCGAAGCUACCAAGUACCAACAAUGGCUUCCUCAAUCUCUGCUUCCUUGCAAACCUGCAACUUGAGAUCGGCAUUUUGGGGAGAAAGAAAUGGGAUAUGUGUUUCAAGCACUCCCAUCACUCGUGUUGGUUUUAUGAGGAAGUCUAUAGAAUGUAAAGAAUCCAGAAUUGGGAAGCAACCAGUUGAAGUUCCAUCUAAUGUGACAAUCACUUUGGAAGGUCAAGGUUUGCAAGUGAAGGGUCCUCUAGGGCACCUUUCACUUACCUAUCCACGUGAAGUAAAAGUUGAGAGGGAGGAGUCAGGUGCCCUUAGGGUUAGAAAGGCAGUGGAAACAAGACGGGCCAAUCAAAUGCAUGGUCUAUUUAGGACUCUCACCGAUAACAUGGUGGUGGGUGUAUCAAAGGGAUUUGAGAAGAGACUCCAAUUGGUGGGCGUUGGAUAUCGUGCAAUGUUGGAAGGAAAAGACUUGGUUUUAAAUCUAGGUUUCUCUCAUCCGGUCAGGAUGCAAAUCCCAGACGGCUUGCAGGUGAAGGUUGAAGACAAUACAAGAAUUGCUGUAAGCGGAUAUGACAAGUCCGCUAUUGGCCAAUUUGCUGCUUCAAUUAGAAAAUGGAGGCCUCCAGAACCUUACAAGGGUAAAGGUGUGAAGUACGCGGAUGAGGUAAUACGUAGAAAGGAGGGCAAAGCUGGGAAGAAGAAGUAGCCUGGCUUUGCUAUUCUUUUAUCUGUUUUUGUACUAGUUUAGCUCAACUGCAUUGCUUGGAUCGAGUACAUGAGACUUAAGCUUAUCAAUAUAUUUAAUGGAUAGUUCAUCUUA
Messenger RNA from Diospyros lotus (date-plum), 928 nucleotides. Its product is annotated as 50S ribosomal protein L6, chloroplastic. Lineage: Eukaryota; Viridiplantae; Streptophyta; Magnoliopsida; Ericales; Ebenaceae. The record is from RefSeq and is a predicted model, not a curated record. Gene Ontology annotation, molecular function: structural constituent of ribosome; rRNA binding. Gene Ontology annotation, cellular component: ribosome. Bases 134 to 814 code for a protein of 226 amino acids. Gene Ontology annotation, biological process: translation. The transcript is spliced from 3 exons.